AUAGAUACAAAUUCAAUUUAAAGUUAAUCCUGUACGUAGGAAACUGUAGAAUUAUCCUAAAGUAAACUUGUGGUUAAUUUAUAUAUACUGUUAUCGUUAAUUUAUAUACUUACCAGCCAUUUGUUAUUAUGUUACCUGUAAUUAGCUUGGAAAGAAUUGUUUAAUGGUAUCAAGUCGACCAGAAAAUGCAUUAAAUUAUUCAAUAUUAAUUAUUCGUCUGUUUAAAAUGUGGAGAGGAAUUAAAACUUUUCAGUUUAUAUAAAUUUAUAUUUAUAUUUUUCUGCACAGUUAUAAAAUAUUGUCCAUUUUAAAGUUCUACAAGAAAAAUUUCUACUGGUUUUCGAGAUGUUUAUCGUUGGCCUUACUGGAGGUUUAGCUACAGGGAAAAGCACCGUUUUAGCUAUAUUUCGAGACAAUGGUAUAGCAGUCAUAGACGCCGACGAGGUUGCUAAAAAAGUUCUGGAACCUGGGACAAAGGCUUGGAAAGAAUUGAGAAAAUACUUUGGUGAUGAAGUUUUAUAUCGGGAUGGUAAAGUCAAUCGUGUUAGAUUAGGGGAAAUAGUGUUUGAUAAUAUAGAAAAGAGACGUAAACUAAAUGCGAUCACCCAUCCUCGAAUACAGAGUGCUAUGAUGAAGAUGGCUGUAACAUACUUUUUUUCUGGUCAUAGAUAUAUUGUCAUGGAAGUGCCACUGUUAUUUGAAACGGGCAAAAUGUUGACUUUCAUGCAUAAGAUUAUUACUGUUGUUUGUGAGGACCAUCAGCAGUUAGAGAGAUUAUGCAAGCGCAGUGAUUUUACUGAAGUGGUCGCAAAGAAAAGGAUAAACUGCCAAAUGCCUCUUGAGCAAAAAGUUGCAAAGUCUGAUUUCGUAAUAGAUAACUCUGGAGACAUGUUAAACACCAGAUAUCAAACCGAGAGUAUUAUUAGAGUGCUUAAGAGAUCAAAAUUUACAUGGUACUUCCGAGCUUUAUUUUAUAUUGGAUUUUUAUCAUUAUUAUUUGGUGUGGCUCAUAUAGUAAGCAAUUUUAUAUAUAGUGAAGAAUAAGGACAUUAUGCAUACUUCAUAGAGUUAUAAGAAUUAUUUUAUUUAUAUCAUCAACUAGCUACUUGCUCCGACUUUGCACGGGUACACAUGUAUUAUACAUAUAAACCUUCCUCUUGAAUCACUCUAUCUAUUAAAAAAAAAACCGCAAUAAAAUCCGUUGUGUAGUUUUAAAGAUUUAAGCAUACAUAGGGACGGACAGACAGCGAAAGUUACUUUGUUUUAUACUAUGUAAUAAUGAUGAACAAAACAAAAUUUCAAACUAGCUGUUACCAUUACGAACUUAUGCAAGUUAAUUUUUUUUUAUUGAAAUAAGUAUAGUUUCUAAAAUAACAGGAACUUAAAUUGCUCCUUAUAUGGAUGAUAACCAAUGUUUAGGUAUCUACGAGUAUAAUCCAGUUAAAAUCGGUUCAGAGAUUAGCCAGAACACAUAGACUGACAAAACUUUUUUAAAUUAUGGCUUGAUGUACUGCAUAAUAAUUACUAAAUGUAUAAUAUAAAUUUAGUAAGAAGAUGUUAAUUUAACAUUACAAACUUAAAUUUUUGUAGCACAACACUACAAGUGCUGGGUGUCUUUCACUUUACACGAAUUGUUUAAAUAUUGAUAUUUAAAAUGAGAUAUUAUAAUCAAAAUUUCACACUAAAUACACUUAUUAAUGUAAUAAUUUAAAAAAAUGCAUUAAUUAUAAAUUACUGUAUAUAAAUAGUCACUUAAACAUUUCAUUGGUCGGUCGGUCGUUAAUUAAUAUCAAAGUUAUAGGUACUAUUAUUAAAUUUAUUCACAUUUAGCAGAAUUUAUAUAUAAUAAUGAAAAUGACUUAUUUGUUUUGUACUCAUCAUUUGAACUACUUUAAUAUGUUUAGUUAUUAUGACGGUAUACAUUAUAAUAACCAGAGGAAUAUAUUAAUACAAUAUAAAAAAAGUGUACGAUUAUAUCUA
This is a messenger RNA of Achroia grisella, 1980 nucleotides long. It is a transcript of the gene Dpck, whose product is annotated as dephospho-CoA kinase domain-containing protein. The transcript has 4 exons. The record is from RefSeq and is a predicted model, not a curated record. Gene Ontology annotation, biological process: coenzyme A biosynthetic process. Lineage: Eukaryota; Metazoa; Arthropoda; Insecta; Lepidoptera; Pyralidae. Gene Ontology annotation, molecular function: dephospho-CoA kinase activity; ATP binding. Bases 346 to 1044 code for a protein of 232 amino acids.